AAUUAAAGGUGUUAGAUAAUGUUUCUACUGUUUAUGGGCGGUCGUAUCGCUUACCAUCAGGCGAACAGCAAGCUCGUCUCGUCAUUUAAAGCAAUAAAAAAAAACUUCUUUUUUAAGUAAAAUUUAAACCCCUCAUAGAACACAGCUAAACCAGUUGUAAAACCAUGAAAUUAUAGACAACUUCGUUAUUGACGCAAUCAAUAUGAAAUGAAUAUGAGGUUUUGAAACAUUCAUCCCUAGGGAGGGUAGGAGAUAAAAGUUUGAUUAAAAUUAUCGUUUGUGGAGAUUGAUAUAUAGGAUUUUUUUAUAUGUAUAUCAAUGUUCCUUGAUCGUCAAAUUAGUCUGGCGGCAACGUUAUGCUGUGAUUAAUGAUUUUCUUCAUUCGAGUUAAAGCCGGGCUUCACUUUUCAGUUUUUAGAUUAAAUUUGAGUUACCCAUUAAAUUUGUGUUCAUCAAUUUUGGUGAUACAUUCGUCUGCUAUCAUGGGUUAGAUACAAACUCUACAUAGUUAGGUCUCCGCCGGAAGGUAUGUGGUCAUCUCAUUUUUGAGUCAUAAAAAAAUUAAGUGAGAAUUGGUUUAUAUUAAUAUAUUGUGACAUAGCAGAUGAGUAGUCUUCUUAGAAAUGCUCGCGUGAGUAUAUAUGUGAUUUAAUGAUUAUGAAGGAAGAAGUUGUUUAUUUUUAUAUACUUUGUUAGAGAGUAUGGUACAUAAUUAUAGGCCUAAGGGGCCUUUUAGUCCACGCACUCGAUCCGACGAAAUAACAACUGGCUCAAAUACCCUCGUUCUUUCUCUAUUGUCUACAACCUCAAGCCUGGGUUACAUGAUCUUUUAAUGUACUUAUAUUUAUAGUGAUGAUUUAAUUUCAUCCUGAUUCCUCUAUCGGUAUGUUGUAAAAAUCUAGCAUGGACUACAUGUUCGACCUUUCUACCAAGAACAUAGCGUGCUUCAACAAUUAGCGACAAAUCGCUGUGAAAUAAAAAUAGGCGCAUGUCAUACGACGUCGUAUUGCGGAGGCGGCUGCGCGCAUGCGCUAGAAUGUAUACCAGCGUAGGAUUAUUUUUACCCUACUUUAAUGAGCUUUCGGGAGUUUGUGUUUUUUUUAUGCUUAUUUUUGAGUUUUGUCGUAUGUUAUGACUAUGUCGCUCCAUAUGUCCACUUUGAUCGAUGCCCACUUACUUUCCCUCAUAUUGUCAAAAUACUUUGUAGAAUAAAGAUUUUAGUUAUUACGUAAUGUUUUGAUAGAUAAGUUUUUGAUACUAUCAAUUACGUCACAUAGGUACAAGUUUUUUGUUUUAUGACUUAUGUCUCGUACAAUUAAAUUAUACUGCUAUGAGUAUAUUUUUGGGUUCAUUAUGUUACUUGUUUCAUUUCAAUAUACGUACAAAAAUUGAUAAAUAGUUAAUGAUAACCCCAAAAACUACACAAAAUAAUCCGUCAGCCCACGAUUAAUCAAUAAACGUCAAAAAAUCCUCCACGUAAUCCGGGAAUUUAUAAUAAUCUGGCAACACCGCCGCGCAAUUGGCGCGCGCGCGAAACGUUCCCUCAAAUCAACAUGGCGAGCGCUCCGGGAGCGCGCCUCGCAUCCAUUUAAACCGCCGGAAAACCUACCGAAAACCGUUCGCACAGCUCGGUACUAUCAAACGUGUAACCAGUUCCGUGGAAAAAUGUUAUAGUGUCCGUUUAAACGGUGUGUGGAUUUUUCCCGUGUCAGUGAGUUAUUGUUUGUUGCAUGAGUGGAACUGAUGGGGUGGGCGUGCGGGACGAUGGACGCGAUUCACCGGCUAGCACCGAGCAGCUAACAAAAUGCCUAGAAAAGGACUCGCUCGGGGUGGACAGCGUGGCGGUAGGUAGUCGACUCCGGGGCGCGAUGGGUACCCGCCCCCCGGCGCGGUUCUGGCCACAGCUGUGGGCGACCGUCGUCAGGAACCUGCUGCUCAAGAAACGGGACACUAGGAAGACCUUGGCGGAGGUCCUAGUGCCCCUCUACUCUCUGGGAGUGCUGAUCUUCCUGAAAAUGCUUGUGCCGAACCCGAACUUCCCAGAAGUGCGUAAGCCUGGCCGACUCUUGCGCAUCCACCACGACGCCUUUCCCGAGAACCACUCCGUCGCCGUCGUCGCAGAUUGGCUGAAUGCCAAUGGGACGGUGGAUUUUUUAGACAACAUAAACGGCAUGCUGGUGGCGUCAGGGCAGCAUCCCAUCCACUGGAUCAAGUACAACAAUACAGAGGAUUUGAACGAUGCGUAUCACAACGACGCUAGGAACUUUCCCAUAGCAGUCAUCUUUCAUACAGACCCUAGCUCGCUUAAUGAACCUCUUCGCUACACCAUACGGACCAAUCCCUCCCACAUCGGUACCCCCUCCACAAGAACACUAACAACGUCCCCAGCAAAAUGUAGAGAGAGGACGGGAGUGAAGGAUUGGUCUUCCGACUGGUCGCGAGGAGGGCAGUUGAUCCCUCUCUCAGAAAUGCACAGGGAAGACACGUGUCCAGUGCUACAGUAUUAUUACUCUGGCUUUCUGGCGCUGCAGACUUUAAUAGAUUAUAUCAAGAUAAAGCUAGAUACAGACUCGGCGAUUCCACCACCUCGCAUUGACCUUCGCCAGUUCCCAAAACCUCAGCACACUGGCGACUGGCUGGUGAUCUUCAGGGUCAUAAUGCCGAUGUACAUGGUGAUGACGUUGUCCCAGUUCAUCACUUACUUGCUGAUGUUUGUGGUGGGGGAGAAGGAGAAGAAGAUCAGGGAGGGAAUGAGGAUCAUGGGGUUGAAAGACUCUGUGUAUUGGGGUUCCUGGUUCCUCAUAUAUGCUGUAUUUGUUACAAUACUGUCUCUCGUCAGCACCGUUUUGUUGUUUACUUUGAAGGUGUUCCAGCAUUCUUCUUACAUCCUCAUUUUUCUUCUGAUGUUGCUCUUUGGGUUCACCAUCAUCACGUUUGCGUUUAUGCUGACGCCGUUCUUCGACAGAGCCAGGACUGCUGGUAUCCUAGGCAGUUUCGCGGUGAACCUCAUGAGCGGGUUGUACUUCAUCCAAGUAUUCGUGUCCAACGCGGACUCUCUAGCCUUCUGGUUUGUCUCCCUCAUCAGCUCCAGCUGCUACGCGCUCGCUAUGGACAAAGCUUUGGUUCUCGACAUGGCGGGUGUGGGCGUAACGUGGGACAAUCUGUGGAGCGGACCUGGUGUGCCGUUUGGAGGCAGUCUCAUAAUGAUGGCGGUGGAUACCGUGUUGUACGGUCUGGCUGCAUACUGGCUAGAUGCUGUCAUACCUAGUGAAUAUGGAAUCAAACAGAAGCCAUGGUUCUGCUUGCUGCCAUCGUUUUGGCUCGGCAGCCGCCGUGGUCGCGUCUCCGCGGUUCACUUCCAUUCCAAUGGCGAGGCGGCUCAUAACAAGGACAUCGAACCUGUACCCAGGGAGCUGCAAGACAAAGAAGCCAUCAGAAUUGUGGGUCUGCAAAAAAGCUUCCGUCACUGCAGACGACCUGAAGUGAAGGCUAUCGAUGGCAUAGACCUCAGCAUCUAUGAGGGUCAAAUAACAGCCGUGUUGGGCCACAACGGCGCUGGGAAGUCCACGCUAUUCAAUAUCUUGACUGGGCUGACAGCGCCCACCGCUGGGACAGCAUACGUUUACGGGCUGGAUGUGAGAGAUCCAAAUGACAUGUACGAGAUUCGUCAAAUGAUAGGAGUUUGUCCGCAACAAGACGUCCUCUUUGACCUGCUCUCCGUGAAGGAACACCUUCAGUUCUUCGCUUCGGUCAAGGGCAUACCAAGAAAGAGAAUUCCAGAAGAAAUCCACAAAGCAUUGGCAGAAGUAGGGCUUCUGGAUCAAGCUGGAGUGUUUGCCAAACAUUUAUCUGGAGGCCAAAAGAGGAAGCUCAGCAUCGCCAUCGCGUUCAUAGGAGACCCUAAGAUUAUAAUCCUGGACGAGCCCACAGCCGGCGUGGACCCUGUCUCCAGGAGACAGACCUGGCGAAUCCUGCAGCGCGCGAGGCGAGGGAAGGUGCUGCUCCUCACGACACACUUUAUGGAUGAGGCGGAUAUAUUGGGGGACAGGAAAGCUGUUAUUAGUAAAGGAAGGGUUCGAUGCGCUGGUACGUCAUUGUUUUUGAAGAAUAAGUUUGGUAUUGGAUACCAUUUGACUCUGGUGCUUGAUGGAGCGUGUCGCGAGCACCAGAUCACGCGCGUGGUGCGCGGACACGUGCCGCGCGCGGUGAAGGCGCGCCGCCACGGCCGCGAGCUGUCCUACAUCCUGCCGCACUACGCCGUGCAUCUGUUCCCGCCGCUCUUCCACGCUAUAGAGAAGGAGAUCGCCGAGAAGACCAACAGGCUUGGCAUCACAAGCUACGGAGUAUCAAUGACAACUCUCGAAGAAGUGUUCCUGAGUUUGGAGGGCGAGAACGCCGAGGAAACAGAAGCAGUGGAAGGAGUGUCGUCGGUGAAGUUAGUGCGAGCGAGGGCGCUAUCCAGGAGCCUCUCGCUGCAGAGCAAGACAUUGAGCUAUCAGGAACUAAAUGACAAGGACCUACAGAAGACACCGGCAUCUUUGCCCACACCUCCCGCGUCACACGCCUUGCAUUCCACCACACAUGGGGUAGAACAUGUCAAGGUAACACCAGAAGCGCCAGUAUCAGUAGAGGCAUUAGGAGAAGUGGUGAAGACGGAGCCGUCCUGCUGGCGAACUUUCUGCGCGCUCGUGUACAUCCGCACAGUGCGCAUGAUCCGGGACCCUUACAAACUCUACGUCAUGAUAUUCUUGCCUAUCAUAUCCUGCGCCCUCGGCCUCUACAUGAAGUCACGGCAGAUCGUGUUCUUCCGAAUGCAACCACUCAAACUUGACCCCAACGCGUACUUCAACCGAACACCCAUCGCCCUCUACAGCGAACAAAACAAUAUGAAAGACUUAACAGACCUUCGAGAAUCGUUGGAACUUCUCGGAGCUCAUCCUAUAGUGGAUUUCGAUGGAAACUUCUCGAAUCUUCUGGAUAUGGAGAACUUCGGAGCGUUCAGUUUGAAAGAGAGCUUGUUGCCGUACGGAAAGAUCAUGGCCUACUACAACACGACCUAUACACAUAGUCUGCCUAUUAUAAUCAAUUUGUUAGAUAAUAGUAUUUAUAGGGUACUAAUGUCAGCGUCGGGCAUGCUGGAGAACUUCAAGCCGAUCGAGGUGCUGUCGCAUCCGUUCCAGCAGACGGAACAGCAGGAGGAGUUCAACGUGGGCAACGUCAUCUGCGCAAUCUUCGUCGGCAUGAUCUUCGCGCUGGUGCCGGUCACGCUUGCCGUUGAUAUUGUUUAUGAUAGAGAGAUAAAAGCGAAGAAUCAACUGCGCGUGAACGGUCUAUCGAUGAGCAUGUACUUCCUCACCUACUUCACAAUCCUGAUUUUCAUCAUGAUCAUCACCAGCGCUGGAGUGCUCGUUUUGGUAAUCCUAAACGACAUCCCGAGCCUGACAAACGGUUCGGCCAUCACGAUGCUCUCCGGCCUUCUCCUACUCUACAGCCCGUCCGCCAUCUUGUUUAACACCUGUCUCUCGUACAUAUUCGACAAGAUGGACUCCGCGCAAAGCAUCAUGCCGAACAUCACUACUUGGGUCGGAGUCAUACCAUUUAUAUUGGUCGCUGUUCUUGACACUUUUAAAUGGGGUAGCGACAUAGCAUUCUACCUACACAUGGUGUUCAGCUUCCUGGACGUCAUGUAUAUACCAUAUGCCAUCAUAUACUACGUGGAUAGGGUGUAUUUAACCUGCAACCUGCGCGGGCUGUGCACCACGCCGUCCCUCGGGAGCUACUUCACGGCGGAGGUGUGGGUGUUGAUAUGUGCCACGUUGCUCCACGUGCCGCUCUGUGGCGCCGCGCUGAAGGCUGCUGACAGGCUGAAGUCGGGAGCUGAUCUGUGCCAGCGCGGUCGCAAGCCCUCGGAGCCAGGUCUAGACCCCGAGGUGGGGAUGUGUGGAGAGGGGGCGGCGGGGGAGGACGAGGACGUGCGCCGCGAGAGGAGACGCGUGGCGAGUCUGCUGCAGCAGCCCGCGCACAACAUGCCGCCGCUUGUUGUGCAUAACCUCCGCAAGGAGUACAAGGUGCGCGGCACGGGCGGCGACGGCGGCGGCUGCGUGUCGCGCGCGCCUGCGCACCGCGCGCGCCGCGCCGGCCUCGCGCGCCUCAGCCUCGCCGUCGAGGGCGGCGAGGUCUUCGGCCUGCUCGGGCACAACGGCGCCGGCAAAACCACCACCAUGAAGAUCAUCACCGCUGAGGAGCGGCCUACUUGCGGCACGGUGAUGCUGGGCAGUCAGAACAUCAGGGAGUCGCAGGCGUCCGCGUUCCGCAUGCUGGGCUACUGCCCGCAGCACGACGCGCUUUGGAAGAACGUCACCAUCCGCGAGCACAUCGAGUGCUACGCCGCCAUCCGGGGCGUUAGCAAGACUGAUACGCCCAGGAUCGUGGACGCGUACCUGCGCGGGCUGCAGAUAGCGGAGCACGCGGGCAAGCACGCCGACGAGUGCUCCGGCGGCACGCGCCGCAAGCUGUCCUUCGCGCUGGCCAUGGUGGGCGCGCCGCGCGUCGUGCUGCUGGACGAGCCCUCCACCGGCAUGGACCCACGCUCCAAGCGGUUCCUGUGGGACACCAUCCUUGCUAGCUUCCAGGGAAAGAAGGGUGCUAUACUGACAACACAUUCCAUGGAGGAGGCUGACGCGCUGUGCUCCAGAGUGGGUAUCAUGGUGAAGGGGAGUCUGAGGUGUAUCGGUUCCACGCAACAUUUGAAGAAUCUGUACGGCGCUGGCUACACGCUGGAGAUGAAGAUUGGACAGAGCUAUCAAAAGGCAACGAUGAUGGAGAACGAAAUGUCAAUGUCGCCAUCACCGUUGCGUUCGACAGAAAACUCACCAUCACUAGGGGAAGCUGAUGAAGUGCCUUUUAUGUUUGAUCAUCAGUUUCGUCUCUGGAAAAACUACCGAGGGUCGGGCUCGGGGUCUGUGUGCGAAGAGGGUGCCGAGGGCGAGACGGAGGCGGUGGACGCGAGCAUACACACGCCGCUCGUGGCCGGCACUCCGCCCCAUCUCACCAGGCAGCAUCAGAGGACGGAGUCGAGCGGAGGGGCGAGCGCUGAGGCAGCGAUCGCGCUAGUAGGGCAGCUGUUCCCCUCCGCAAUCCUGGAGGAGAACUUCGCCGAGAGACUCGUGUUCUCCGUGCCUCAGUCCGCGGUCUCCAGCCUCGCCAGAUGCUUCCAGCAGAUUGAGGAUGCGAAAGAAAAGCUAAACAUCAUAGAGUACAGUUUUAGUCAGACCACAUUAGAGCAGGUGUUCCUGAAAUUCGCACAAUCUGAAAACGUGGAAUCUUCAGAACAAGAACACUAGCAGAACGUUAAUCGUGUAAGUUUACGAAACGCUGUCCGUUUAUUUAGACAUAACGAUAACGCGAUCUAUAACCAUCGGUACCCUAGAUGACAUCAACUGAGAUGGGAUGAGAUAAUUGAAGCAAUAAAUAACUGUUCUGUCCAGUCGUGAAAUAUGGAACUGAAUUACCUACCUCAAUGUGUGAGACAUUGUUUUAGUGUUAGUGAUGUUAUGGUGUGCUAGGUCUGUAAGGAACCUGUCUCCUGUUUAAAUGUACUGUCAGAAAAUUUCUCAGAUUUCUGUCACUCUCAGUGUUGCCAACUGAAUGAUAAAAAGUAUAAAAAUUGCUUUGGUAAAAUCCAGUGAUGUUUAUUUGGUAGGAAAAAAAGGUGUUAAUUUUUGGACUACAUCUAUCUUGGUCUGUUAAACUAUUUUCAAAAUCCCUGGUAGUGCCCGUCCAAACCUAUUAUCCAGGCGUUAUAUUUUAACCAAUCAGACAAUCGUAUUUAAAAAUGUCGACGCCAUUUUUAUUACAUGACGUGUGAAUGUCAAAUAAAACGGACAGCAUUCGUAUAUGCUUUUUUGAAUGAAAAAGUUGUAAAAUAAUGAAUCGCUUCUGAUAUUACAAUAUCGUGUAGUUGAUUUCGUUGUGUUUAAAAGCUUUUUGUACAAGGUUCCCGUGUCCAGGCGUUGGUUUAGAAGCGGCGUUUUUUUGCACGCUUUAUUUUAUGUAGCAGUAUCUUUUGAACAUUGGUAUAAAAAUAAUUUGAAAAAACGUUGAUUUGUAACUUUUGUUAGAAAUACUUUCAAAGACCAACAAUAAACUCAGAUACUUGGCAAUAUUAAACGUAUGUGGCAUAUUAUUGACUAUAAUAGUGUGCGUUUAUGUUCAAAUAAUUUGUUAACAAGAUUAAUCCUUAAUAUUUCAAAAAUAAGAUCAAACUUCAAGAGUAUUUAACAAAUUUUAAGAAAAAAACAUAAAGCAACGUUUAAAAAAACGCAGCGCCUAAACAAACGCCGGAGCCGAACCACAAAGUUUCCGAUUUAAGAGAGAAUAUUGAUUAGGUGUGUCGUAGCCUUGGUAGCCAUGUUGACUGUGUGUUUUUAUAAUUUGAUACAACGUAUUAAUAUCCGUUUUAUAUAAAUAAUAGCAAUCAGUAGACAUAGAGUGAGCAUUGUGUCUGUCGUACGAUAUUGGAGGUGUAACCAAGUUAGCUUUCUGCAAUCGUUAUCGCUAACGUUAUGUAUAGGAAAGACAUGUUUUACUUAUCGUUAUCUACCGAUUACGCUACCGCGUAAUAUGUCACUCUUAUACAUUUUUUUAUACUUUCUAUUAGAGUUAACGAUUGAAGGUAGAUAUCUUGAAGACAACUCCUGGGGUAGAUUAGAAAAUGUUAGCAUUAACCGCCUGUUUUUCAAAAUUACGUAAACGUCAAAAUUAAGAUAGAUCUAGAUUCAUACAGUUAUGAAGGCAGUCCCUUCCUUUAUUUAUUUUUCUGAAAGAUCGAAUACGCAGUAAAGAUUUCUUUGGUCUUGUACUUGUGGCUGUUUGUUAACCGAUUUAAAAAAAGAAGGAGGUUAUCAAUUCGCCACAAAAUUAAUACCAUAUUGCAAUGUUAGUUAUUGAUUUUAAUAGAGAGCAAUUUAUAAAAAAAAAUCGUAACACGUUGUCCUUCUAGGAAAGUUAUUAUUUUACAGUAAAUGUUUUUGAAAUUGGCUAAAAUACAAUAUUUUAUAUUAACUUCGUAGCUUCGUGGAACCAAAAUAGCUUUACAAAAAUAAUGGCAGCUAAAACAAACAGGCACAAUGCUCACAAUAUCCAGGCAUACAAUUUACAAUAGAGUCGCGAAAAGGCCAUAGACAAAAAUAAUCUAGACUAGAUAUGUUAAAAGAAACCUCCAUUGUGAAUUGCGCGCCUUUUAUACAAAAUGAGAAAAAAAUAUAUCUUCAUGCGGUCUAACAGUGCCUAAGAUCUGGACAUGACCUAAAAUGUUACAUUUUUUAGUCGUGUAACGCAGUAAUAAUUUAAGGUUCGUUUUAGCGAGGGAACUUUUGUGAUUUUGUUUUAAUUUUCUAGUCAGCAACACUGACGAUAAGUAAUCAUGUUCAAAUUAAGAAUUUGACAAUAAAACGGUCAAAACCGUUUUGCAACAGAUUCCUUUUUUAAAAAUGACAAAGCAUAAACAAACUAUUUGGCGUUGCCAUAAGUAAAUAUGGAGAAUGAAUACUUAUCGUCACAUAAAGAUACAUUUAAGAAAUCUACAAUUUCAUAUUUGUUGCUAUGUUUCAUAAAAUCGAAACUAUGUAUAUUAUUACCGCAAAAUUGUUGAGAUUUGUCAAAAAAAAAACACUAGUCUUACAUAAUUAAUGAUCUUUAAAUAAAUAUAUAUGAUCAGUUCGAUAUAAGUUCGUUUGUACGUGUCGGAUGUGACUGAUGAGUGGGUAGAUCAUUUUGCAAUAGAUAAUUACGGGAUAUGGGCCAUAUUUUAAAUAAUUCACCAGAAUUUAGUCUCAGUGUUACUAUAGCUGUAAUUAUGUUAUUUAUAACCUGUAUUAUUAAUUUUAAUCCAUUUUAUUAUAUUUAAUUUUUUUUUUUUUAUAAUAAGAGUCCAUUCUUUAACAGAACAUGUUUUAAACAAUAGGUAUAUAAAAUAACGUUUAUUCGUACAUUCAUAGUUAUUAUUAUUUUAUUUUAUUUGGUCCUUUCCGUUUAUAAUGUUUUAAAGAAAACAUAAAAAUCUAAUGAUUAGGAAUCCUUUGCCCAUUUAUAAAAAAGUUAUUUAAAACAUGGCGCCAUUUGUUAUAGACUGUGUUGCCAGUCGUAUACAUUCAUAGUGAAAUCAUUUACAGUUAGUGUAAGGUUAUGAACAGUAUUAGAAUAAGUUACGAAUAUUAGUUGCCAGGUUUAGUUUAUAUGCUUUAAAAGUAUAUGUAUAUUUAUGCUAUCGUGUUUGAGGUUAAGUGGUUUGGAUUUUUUUAUUGACGAGCGGGUUGCUCCUCAGGGAAUAUGAUAAAAAUAGCAUCGCUAUACAGAAUAUUAAAUUACUUUUUAUAUGACACCGCGUUCGUUGCAGUGCAUCAAACGUAAUUAAAAUAUUUCAUUAUUAAGUCAUAUUGGCUUGAAAUGGCCUUUAUAUAUUGUUUGCAAUCAGACAAACAGACGAUUCGCGUGACGGAUUAACUACGUAAUAAAAUUGGAGUUGUAACGGCUAAGGUAACAAUAGAAAGCGCUUAAUACGACAUCGGUUGUAACGAUUAGUCGCCAUUUUUAAUAGAUGAUCUCAAUCGCUUUUUCGAUCUAUCUCAAAAAUGGAUCAACCAGAACAAAGUGUUUUAAACAAAGACAAAAUCAGUGAUUAAUAUUUUAUUUCCGCAUUUUAAACAACAUGAUAAAUACAAAGUAAUAUUUUUUCCGUUGAAUUAGCACGCAAAGAGCAAAUCAAUAAUAAAAAAUAUUUAUAUAUUUGCAAAGAAAAAUAUACAUUUAAAAUUAUUACGUUACUUUGUUGAGUUAAUGUGGAAUGUGAAUUUGGUCUAUUUUUGCCUCUGAAACCAAGAGAAAAUUAUACACUCGUUUUGCUAUCUAUGAUAAGAAAACCAAAUAUGGCAGUGUUUAUACAGUGUCGUGAUUGUAAUACGAUGUAAUUGUACUGUACUCUUUGAUUUGAAUAUGGAUCUUCGUGAAUUUUCUUAAAAAAAUCACCAAGUAUAAUUUUACCUUGAAGUUUAUUUAUGUUAUGGAGAUGAUUUAAUUCAGUUCUUUUUUUAUUUAAACUAGAGAACAAAUACUUUGAUUUUAGCAUUCAAAUAUUAUAUCUUGUACGAUUUUUUUAAAUUAUGACUUUAGUAAGUUUUUAUUAAGUUACAAUGUUAAUGUCUUUGUGUUUUAUUUGCCCAUAUUUAAUUCUAGCAUUAAAUGCUGUAGCCGUUACAAUUCUAUAUAUUUUUUAUUUCUUUUUUAUCAGAGAAUUGAUUUUCAAGCCAAAAAAAUAAGUAAAUUAUAAUCAAAAGCAAGUGGCUUUAAUUAGUAGAUUGUACUAUAAUUUAUACUUAUUAAAAUAUUAGAAAAUUGUGCUUUGCUUUAAAAAAUUAAACGUACUUCAGUUAUAAAAUUUGUACAACAAUAGCUAAUGUGACAUUAUAGUUUACAAGAAUUUAUUAUUGAAAUCUUAAUUUCCAACACUCAUAAUUUGUCUAAAUAUUUUUGUUACUACAUAUUAUUUAUUUUCAGCCAAAGAUAGCGAAGGAUACUGUAGAUCAGGGUUUCUCAAAGUGAGGUACGCGUACCCCUAGGAGUCCGCCAUUCGACGGUAGAGGGUCCGCGACAAGAUUUAUGUAAUGGAGGCUUGAUGACUAGCAGGCACGUGCGACACACACGGUGGCGCGUGCGCAACUAUUUAUUUCUUUCUAGGAGGGUUGAGGGGGAAGGGGGUUGGUUGAAUUAGUUAGUGAAGGGACUAGCUUUUAUCUAGAAAAAUUUACAGGGGUGCGUGGAGCCAAAAUUUGAGAAACCCUGCUGAUCUAUAGAUUACUUCCAUCUGAUCUAUUUAUCCUAAUGUCAUGAAAUGUAUUUAGAAUAAGAGCUUCGAAGCUGAAUUACGCUUAGGUUUAUUUUUGUGUGAUUUUUGUUAUGUAUUACUUUUUGUAUGCAUUUUUCCAUUUAAAAUCUAUAAAGGCCAAAAAGUUUGUCAACUUUUGGAUAGCUUCCUAACAACUUACCAAUAAUAAUGAUCAUUUGAAGCCGGCAUGAAUUUUAUACCACCUACCAUGCUCCUUAAAAAACUCAUCACCACGCUGUUGCGUUUCUGACAUUCUAUAAUUGACACGCCUUUAAAUACUGGGCUUAUUAUGAGCCGCAUAAAGUCCACUAAUGAACAUAGUCCUACCCUAAAGAUGGCCGACGGAACUGUCAAAAUCAGCCUACAUCUAUGGUAUUCCUACGAGGUAGUCACUUCGCCUUGCAAGUGGACGUCUAACGCUUGCCGGCACAGCUCGAUUACCAAUAAUUCAAUUGAUUGGAUUAGAAUGGAAAGAUCUACACAAACUAAUAUAACGACGCCAUUUUGUAUUUCUGGAAUGAAGUAAAAAAAAGAAAGUCUAAAAACAUUUUCAAAAAAUUACUCGUUAAACGCUAUGGAAAAAUGCAUAUAAACGUAAAAAUAUAUAUAGUAAGUAUAAUUUCUAUGAAAUCCAAUGGCGGAUAUCAUUUAAGUAUUUGCUGUUUGUAUGCUAUUUAAAAAUGAUUUACUUUAUAAAAUUGAUUUAACGGAUUCUUAAUUAUUCAGUAUUUAUUUUUGAACGGUAUUACAACCAAAAGAAAUAUGUUUUUUUUUCUAUAAUUUACAUAAUAUUGAACAAGGUGAUGGCCUAGUUGGAUGUGGAACGACCUCUAAUUUUUUUAAAGUUAUGUGUGUAUUCGUUAUGAAUCAUGGCUUGCAAUCAAUCAACAAAAAUAUCCUAAGAAAACCUGCAUACCUGAGAA
Molecule: messenger RNA, 12804 nt
Organism: Manduca sexta (tobacco hornworm)
Lineage: Eukaryota; Metazoa; Arthropoda; Insecta; Lepidoptera; Sphingidae
Product: ATP-binding cassette sub-family A member 5
Exons: 37
Coding region: 1731-7343 (1870 amino acids)
Biological process (GO): lipid transport; transmembrane transport
Cellular component (GO): membrane; intracellular membrane-bounded organelle
Molecular function (GO): ATP hydrolysis activity; lipid carrier activity; ATP binding
Source: RefSeq, a predicted model, not a curated record